Molecule: messenger RNA, 1170 nt
Organism: Entamoeba histolytica HM-1:IMSS
Lineage: Eukaryota; Evosea; Mastigamoebida; Endamoebidae
Product: 26s proteasome subunit P45 family protein, putative
Exons: 1
Coding region: 1-1170 (389 amino acids)
Biological process (GO): proteasome-mediated ubiquitin-dependent protein catabolic process
Cellular component (GO): proteasome regulatory particle, base subcomplex
Molecular function (GO): ATP hydrolysis activity; ATP binding; proteasome-activating activity
Source: RefSeq, a predicted model, not a curated record
AUGAGUGAAACAAAACAUCAAUUAAGAGACGCAUAUUUAAAAAUGAAAUCGCUUCAGGCAGACUUAGAUCAUUUGAGAUUGAUUGAUGGAUAUAUUCAUGAAGAGCAACAAGCCCUUAGACUAGAAUUAUCACGAGCACAAGAAGAAGUCAAAAGGGUUCAAAGUGUACCAUUGCAUAUUGGUCAAUUUGUUGAGAUGGUAGACAAAGACACAGCUGUUGUUACUCUUUCUAGUGGAACAACACAGUUUGUUCGUAUUUUAUCUACUAUUAACAGAGAACUUCUUAAACCAGGAACAUCUGUUGCACAUCAUAAACAAUCAAACGCUUUAGUUGAUGUAUUACCACCAGAGGCUGAUAGUGCCAUUAGAAUAUUGUCCAAAGGAGAAACACCUAAUGUAACAUAUGCUGAUAUUGGAGGGUGUGAUAUUCAAAAACAAGAAAUUAGAGAAGCUGUAGAACUUCCAUUAACUCAAAGUGAGUUGUAUAAACAAAUUGGUAUUGAUCCACCACGUGGUUGUUUGUUAUAUGGACCACCAGGAACUGGAAAAACUAUGUUAGCUAAAGCUGUUGCACAUCAUACCUCGGCAUCUUUUAUCCAAAUUGUUGGAUCUGAAUUUGCACAACAAUAUCUUGGAGAAGGUCCAAGAAUGGUUAGAGACGUUUUUAGAUUAGCACGUGAAAAUGCACCAUCUAUUGUAUUUAUUGAUGAAGUUGAUUCCAUUGCCACAAAACGUCAUGACGCACAAAAUGGAGCUGACCGAGAAGUUCAAAGAGUUUUAUUGGAGUUGUUAACUCAAAUGGAUGGGUUUGAUCAAACAACUAAUGUAAAAGUAAUUAUGGCAACAAAUAGAGCUGACUCAUUAGAUCCAGCAUUAUUAAGACCUGGAAGACUUGAUAGAAAAAUUGAAUUUCCAUUACCAGACAGAAGGCAAAAGAGGUUAAUCUUCCAAGUGCUUACAUCUAAAAUGAACCUUUCUAAAGAAAUUGACCUAGAAGAUUAUGCUUCACGUCCUGAUAAAAUCAGUGGUGCAGAAAUAGCUUCUAUUUGUCAAGAAGCUGGUAUGCAUGCAGUAAGAAAGAAUAGAUAUAUUAUCCUUCCAGCUGACUUUGAGAAGGCUUACAAGAAAGUUGUUAGAAAACAAACACAAGCAAUGGACUUUUACAGAUAA